Molecule: messenger RNA, 678 nt
Organism: Sphaeramia orbicularis (orbiculate cardinalfish)
Lineage: Eukaryota; Metazoa; Chordata; Actinopteri; Kurtiformes; Apogonidae
Exons: 6
Coding region: 2-619 (205 amino acids)
Biological process (GO): phospholipid biosynthetic process
Cellular component (GO): membrane
Molecular function (GO): phosphotransferase activity, for other substituted phosphate groups
Source: RefSeq, a predicted model, not a curated record
GAUGGGUGCUCAGGUUCGGCUGUACUGGGCCAACAUCACAGGUUACAUCAGAUUAGCUCUGGUGUUGGCUGCCUGGGCUGCAUAUGAGACACCAUCACUAUUUGUCCCUCUGUACUCAUCAUCUGUCCUGCUUGAUGGAGUGGACGGCUGGCUGGCGAGGAGGCUGAACCAGUGCUCCAGGUUUGGAGCGUGGCUGGAUGUAGUUGUGGACAACUUGGGCCGAGGCAUGCUGUGGAGCCUGCUGUUUAAGUGGGGUUGGCUGGUGUCUGCGGUGGAGUGGUGUGUGUUUGUGUGUAACCACAGCGCCAGAGGUGACAGAUGGAAGAACAGCUUCAGCACCAGUCCUCCACUCAUACAAGCCAUCAUGUCCAACGGGUUUCGGACCCCUUUGGGCCUCUGGGUGGUGAGUGGUCUGCACCUCCUCCCACUGUGGCUCUAUGGGUUCCAGAGGGGUUUACUGUCCCACUGGUUGGAUGUGCCUCUGUGGAUCCAGACUCAGGGGACGGUGAUGCUGGCGGCCGGCCGCCUGCUGGCCCUCUCAGCAGAGAUGUGGUGUAUAUGGACACAUAUUCAGUACCUCACCAGGGAUUCAGAUGAGUCAGAGGAGAAAAACAACUAAUUCUGAAUCUUCUGCUACAAGCUGUGGUGUCAUGUGGCAUCUGGUUCUCUCCAAAGACG